Molecule: messenger RNA, 1242 nt
Organism: Peniophora sp. CBMAI 1063
Lineage: Eukaryota; Fungi; Basidiomycota; Agaricomycetes; Russulales; Peniophoraceae
Source: the annotation of a GenBank genome assembly
AUGGCCGAACCAUCCGCCAUACUCGCUGAAGCGCUUAACGGAGUGACGCAGGCGACGUUCAAAGCUCUUCGUGCGUAUGAACAACGGAGCCGCAAGGGUGUUGGGGAGAAGGAGCGCGAGCUUGAGGAUCUUACGGCUGAGAGGGACGAUGCUGUUGAAGAUGCUGCUAGGUUGCGGAAGCAGCAGAGUACUUUGAUGAAGGAGAAUGAGCAGUUAAAGGCAGAGCUUGAGCGCAUGGACCUCGCGCACUCGCAUCAGACUCAACUAGUCGACGAUCUCCGCGAAGAAGCCCGCCAGUGGAAACAAGAAGCCGAACAAUGGAAACAACAAUGUCUACGGAUCGAAGAGAGCUCCCGUCAGCAGAUCACAGACUGGAAAGACCAGUAUCUGCGUGCUGAGGCCGAGCGUACGCGUGUGCUUGUACGUUACGAGAACGUGCUGAAGCAGUCUUCUGCGGACCCCUUCGCGUCUUCUCAUAGGACACCUGGCGGUACUCAUGCUGAUCCUACUGCGUCUGGCAGUCGUACUGGCGCUGUCUCGGCCCGUGGUAGUACGGAGAAACCUGUGGUCUCGCCCAUAGCCCCGCUUCUCCCUACCCCGUCUACGCACAACCCGACCCCCGGGCCAUCACAAACAGUCAUCCGCCGCGUCUCCACCACAUUCACGUUAGAACCCGAGGUCAAAACCGAGGAAGAGUCCGACAACGAGCGGUUGACGCCACCGACGCCAACCGCUAGUAGACCGCGGAAGAACGCCGUCGGCUCAAGCUCAAAGACGAAGGCCAGGAACGACGAUAGCGGUGACAGCGAAGAUGAACCGGUCAGAGUGAAAGCUCGUCCGCCUCGGCCACAUACGAAACCUAGCGCAAAGAAAGCGCCGCAUGUCCCGUCCGCCUCGCGCGCAAACCGCCGACCUGAGCCAUAUCUCGAAAGCGAACCGUUAGACGAUGUAGACGGGCUUUCACCUCUCAAAGUCAGAGUCAAGCGUGCACCGCGACGGAGUAACGUCCCUCGAGAACUGGAUUCCGACGAAGAGAUGAAUGAAGACGACGAUGAACUUGACAUGGUCAGCGACGAGGGUGCUGCGAGCGCAUCGCGCAAUCGACGCCCAACACCCAAGGCGCCGAAGAACGGCGCUGCACGCCGCGCUGCAGAACCUGCUUCCAGCCGAAAACGCAAGCUCCCACCCGAUGCGGCUGCUACGCCAGCAGCCACGCCGGGGAGGGCGAAGAAGCAACGCUGA